Porites lobata is the source of this 771-nucleotide messenger RNA. The record is from the annotation of a GenBank genome assembly. Lineage: Eukaryota; Metazoa; Cnidaria; Anthozoa; Scleractinia; Poritidae.
AUGUCUCUCGCUAUUAGUCACGAUUCUUACGACGACUUUCGAGUUUGCUUUAAAAGGGUGGAGAGUCGACUGAGAACACUCAACAGUAUGUUGACGGGAGAGACGGAUAUGUGGUACGAGAGGGUAAAUAUUCACACUAUAAUUUUCUUAGCUCGUGAUUUUUUCUUUCGGUAAUAGCAAAAUAGCUGGCUAUGUAUGCAAGCUGCAACGUGAAAAGAAACAAGGCCCUUGCAUUGCGAAAAACUACUGCGCAAAAUUAUGGAACUUUCUGUAAACCCUCAGCCGAGUCGCCAUCGAUAGCUGAAUCGUUAUCCUCUUUUUGCAAUCAUCACACACUUCCUUAGUGCAGGAGUUAGAUGUGCCGUUUCUACUUGGUUCCUUUGAGCGAGCGAAACGAACGCAAAUCUCGAGAGAAUAAGAGUUAGGCCUCCCCGGGGGGAAAGUCAACAAAAUUUGGGGGAGGGGAGGCUUCGUCUCUAGGUCUAACCCCUUACCCUUUUCAGAGACCAUUUUUGACAGGUUAGAUAGCCCUUUCGCAUACGUUUUAUUGAGAUAUGGUAACCCUUUCGUAUACUAGGCUAGAACGCUGCACCCUUGUUAACUGUUGUAAAACACCGUCUUUUAAAUGGAAUUAACCAGUAAACUUGAAAGUUUUCUUAUCUUUUUCAGAGCCAUAAAAUGCUCCUGUUAGUCGGUCCAGCAGGUGUUGUCACAGACUUCAGUGACAGAUUUCCCUACACUUUCAUAUACUUCAACUACCCUUUGAUAUAA